AUGACUGAUUGGUCUCAUUACUCGACGCCCGACCCCGAGUUCGUGGAAGCAUCAGCGAAUACACCACCUCAACCUGUUCCGGAAGUAAAGAAUGCACUUGAAGUCGACGAGGAAGUCAUCAGACGCCAGAAGAUCGUCGUAGAGAUGAUGAGCAAGCCUGUCGAAGCCGCUGGUCCGCCUGUGGGUGCAAUUGUAGAAGAGAAGCGUAUUCCUGUGACCACACCACCGGGAGAUAUAGCAAUUAGGAUCUACACUCCGCAGUCCCAAGACGCUUCUGAGACCUUCCCAGUGUAUGUUCAUUUUCACGGCGGCGGCUAUUGUGUGGGAAAUCUCGACAUGGACGAGCUUACUUGUCGGGCGAAAUCUUCAAAGCACCGCAUUGUCGUCGUGAAUGUUGACUACCGACUCGCCCCUCAGUUCCGCUGGCCAACAGGUCCGAACGAUGCGUAUGAUGCUGUAAAAUGGAUCCUCGUGCUUUUCCAGGUAGCCUUAAAUGCACCAGGCCUACGAGUUGAUCUCAAGAAAGGUUUCAUUGUUGGAGGCAUCUCUGCAGGUGGAAAUUUUACUUGUAUAAUUACACAGCGUGCUCGAGAAGACCCGGAGCUUCAAGGUAAGAUCACAGGACAAGUUAUGCAGAUUCCAGAAACCAUUUCGCACACAAAGGAAUUCCCGGAAAACCUUAAAGAGAAGUUGAAGUCUUAUGAAGAGUUCAGGCAUGAUCCUCUGUUCCCUAUUGCGAAUCUUGAAUUGUACUUUGCUGCCUAUCAAUCUGGCGAUGCGUCUGAUCCCCUUGUGUCCCCUUUGCUAGCAAAGUCUUUCUCUGGUCUACCACCUGCAUAUGUCCAGAUUGCCGGAGCGGAUGCGCUACGUGACGAAGGUCUCCUUUAUUCCCAAAGGCUGGAGGAAAGCGAGGUCCCGACAAAAGUCGACGUGUAUCCUGGUGUGCCGCAUGCAUUCACGAUUUGGUAUCCGACAAUCGGUGCUAGCGUGAAGUGGCGAGCGGAUCUUGAUAUUGGCAUCCAAUGGCUCUUGGGGUUCGUCAAGCAAUGA
Molecule: messenger RNA, 1050 nt
Organism: Fomitiporia mediterranea MF3/22
Lineage: Eukaryota; Fungi; Basidiomycota; Agaricomycetes; Hymenochaetales; Hymenochaetaceae
Exons: 7
Coding region: 1-1050 (349 amino acids)
Molecular function (GO): hydrolase activity
Source: RefSeq, a predicted model, not a curated record